Perca flavescens (yellow perch) is the source of this 908-nucleotide messenger RNA. RefSeq names its product phospholipid phosphatase 4 (gene plpp4). Gene Ontology annotation, biological process: phospholipid metabolic process; phospholipid dephosphorylation. The record is from RefSeq and is a predicted model, not a curated record. Gene Ontology annotation, molecular function: phosphatidate phosphatase activity. Lineage: Eukaryota; Metazoa; Chordata; Actinopteri; Perciformes; Percidae. The coding region runs from base 1 to 861 and encodes 286 amino acids. Gene Ontology annotation, cellular component: membrane. The transcript is spliced from 7 exons.
AUGCCCUGCGUCCUUUUGAACGUGUCACUGGUUGCAUCUGGCCACCGUAGCGCUCCUGUGAACAGCAGCGGUGAAAGAGUGACAAGAUUUACAGAGUUUCUGGAGCCCUUUGAAAGAGUGAUUCAACCAGAGGAACUUUGGCUCUACAAGAAUCCUCUGGUUGAGUCAGACCACAUUCCCAAGAGGGUCAUGUUCGCAAUUUCAUUCCUCACCCCACUGGCGGUGAUAUUUGUGGUGAAGAUAAUUCAGAGGACGGACAAGACAGAGCUCAAAGAGGCAUGUUUAGCUGUGUCCCUGGCCCUCGCCCUGAAUGGAGUCUUCACGAAUACUAUCAAGUUGAUUGUUGGCAGACCCAGGCCCGAUUAUUUCCAGCGUUGUUUCCCUGAUGGACAAGUAAAGGGGGAUGCGAGGAUGCUGUGCACCGGAGAGCCAGAUCUAGUCUCUGAUGGACGCAAGAGCUUCCCCAGCAGCCAUUCCUCCUUUGCAUUCUCCGGACUUGGCUUCACCUCCUUCUACCUGGCGGGGAAGCUGCAGUGUUUUACGGAUCAAGGUCGAGGGCGUAGCUGGCGUCUCUGUGCCACGGUGCUGCCUCUCUACAGUGCUAUGAUGAUUGCACUGUCCCGGACCUGCGACUACAAACACCACUGGCAAGACGCCUUUGUUGGAGGAGUGAUUGGGUUGCUGUUUGCGUACAUCUGCUAUCGCCAGCACUAUCCACCCUUUCUGCACACGGACUGCCACCUGCCUUAUGCCAGUCUGGCUGCUGCUGCCCACACGCCCUCGCAUCCCCAGGACGACCCAUUGCCCACUGACAAUGCCACCACCCUUCCCCUGGAGGGCUUGACUGAAGGGCCAGUAUGACUAGUGUCCACCACCGAGACUACCCCCAACACCCUCACCACGCCACU